GCAAAAUCUACUUCAGUCACAACUUAACUACUUCGUACAUAUCUAUCACCAUGAAGGUAUCAAGCGUUCUCACAGCAUUAGUCACCCUUCUGCCGCUGAUUAACGCCCUGCCAACAAAGUCCAGCUUGGCUGAGACCGCAAAAAGCAUCUUCGAGAGGCAGGCCUCAUGCACUGACAUUACCUGCAUCAAAGACACUGAUUGCUAUGGUAAUCGCUGCGGGAACUGCAACGUGGAUAUCGGAUAUUGUACCUGUCCACCAGAGGCCGAGGGUGGACCUUGCUAGAUUGAUUUCGUACGCUAAUACGAGCUAUACGGUCUUUGGAGGUAAUGAUCUAAAGCUUAUCUGACAACCGGAACGAAGAGCUGUAGUGACUGAGAGAGCUUACGGAACGCAAAACAUGUAACCAACA
This is a messenger RNA of Alternaria alternata, 411 nucleotides long. RefSeq lists its product as hypothetical. The transcript is spliced from 3 exons. Bases 51 to 284 code for a protein of 77 amino acids. NCBI's taxonomy places the organism in Eukaryota, Fungi, Ascomycota, Dothideomycetes, Pleosporales, Pleosporaceae. The record is from RefSeq and is a predicted model, not a curated record.